This is a messenger RNA of Bathycoccus prasinos, 1158 nucleotides long. RefSeq lists its product with no specific name. The record is from RefSeq and is a predicted model, not a curated record. Lineage: Eukaryota; Viridiplantae; Chlorophyta; Mamiellophyceae; Mamiellales; Bathycoccaceae. The coding region runs from base 1 to 1158 and encodes 385 amino acids. The transcript has a single exon.
AUGAUUACUUCUUCUUCUUCUUCUUCUUCUUUCAACAAAGUCGCUUCCUUACUCUCGAGCAACUCCCUUGGCGGUGGUGUUCAAAAUCGUGGUCGUCGUCAUCGCACGGCGGCGGUUUUGACGACGAAAGCUUCUUCUUCUUCGUCUUCGUCGUCAUCGAAAAGUGAUGAUGAUGCAAAAAAUCAUCUCAACCGCCGAAGUGCUUUGAGGAGAGUCUUCGUGGCAGCAGCGACUUUUGCGUCUUCAUCAUCAGCGUUGGCAAACGAAAACAUGACCAACAUCGAGGACGACCGACGAACGACUUUAUACGCGGAAACGGUGAAAAUAAGAAAGUUUGAAGACCCGGACGCGUUUCAGAAAGACGUGCAAUAUUUGAGCAGCUGCCCGGAAGUGAGCGAAAGUUGCGUCUCGACGACGAACGACGACGAAGGACAUUUUCUCAAUCCGUGGGGGUUUUCCAUGUCGAAAGCGAACGCAAUGAGAGAGUUAGUGAUGGUAGCGUUAGGGAAUAAGGAAGGGGAGGGGUACUUUUCGUACGACGAAGGGAGAGAUUCGAGAGUAUCGACGGCGGUGCGAGGCGCGUCGGUCGGCAUCGAAGCCAUGCGAAAGAAAGCGCGGGAAAGCGCGUUGAGAGAUUUGGCGUUGGAAGAGAAAGGUGGGGGAGACUUGAAUACUAGCAGCAUGCCGGAAAUGAAAGGUCCUCUCGGGGAUUGCAUAGAAUACGACGUGAACAAUGGGAAGAUUGUUUUGAGAUUGUUCGACGUUCCGGGCGGGGUGAAAGACCCGGACAUCGUCGUAAACGAAAGCGACGUUUUUGACGCCGAGUUUUACUUUUUAGACAACGACGCGAUUGUGGACGUUCGGAUAGCCGCGAGAGAUGCGCCCAAAGGAGGCAGUUUCGCCUUGAGUUACGAUCAGGGCAUCAAGUUUGAGAAGAAUAGAGCCAGAAAUUUAGCGGAUCAAAUAAGACAAAAGUUAGGAUGGGAAAUCGUUCCAGUCAUCGCCAGCUUCGACCCGAAAUGGGAUUCAAAAAGGAGAAUGUGGUUUGAGGACAUACUCGAUCCGCAAGAGAACAUAAGCGGCGAGUGGAAUAGCUUUAGCGGGACGAGUUGGAUCCCAAACCCGGCGGCCAUCGUCGAUAAACUUUCGAGCAGAUAG